Messenger RNA from Drosophila busckii, 581 nucleotides. It is a transcript of the gene Tim9a, whose product is annotated as mitochondrial import inner membrane translocase subunit Tim9. Bases 118 to 405 code for a protein of 95 amino acids. The transcript has 3 exons. The record is from RefSeq and is a predicted model, not a curated record. Lineage: Eukaryota; Metazoa; Arthropoda; Insecta; Diptera; Drosophilidae.
AGCAACCCUGCUGUUUGACAUUGCGGCAACUCCACGCACAGCUGAGCUGACUAUUAUUUAAUCGCACAAUAUUUUAUUGGAAUUUUCGAAAACGUCAAUAAAACAGAACAAAACAAUAUGGCUAAGAGCCCCGAAACCGUUGCCCUGGAUCAGUUAGACAAGGAUCAGAUGAAAACAUUUUCAGAUUUUCUAAUGUCCUACAAUAAGCUAUCCGAGAUGUGUUUUACGGACUGUGUACGCGACUUUACCUCUCGCGAUGUUAAAGACACGGAGGAAAAAUGCUCGCUAAACUGCAUGGAAAAGUACCUGAAGAUGAACCAACGUGUGUCGCAGCGAUUCCAAGAAUUCCAAAUGAUUGCUAACGAGAAUGCACUAGCCAUGGCUCAAAAGACUGGCAAGAUUUAGGAGCUGUAAGCUCACUAAAUUUUUAAAUAGUUUAGAUAGCGAAACACAUACACACACAUACAUAUACCAGGAUACCGAAAUCAAACAAAUAGUGCAUUUCUGCUGCAUUUGUCAUGUCCUCAAUUAGAAGUUAAAUAAAUCCCAAAACAGCGUACAGGCCAGUUACAGUUGUUGAU